Molecule: messenger RNA, 3521 nt
Organism: Zalophus californianus (California sea lion)
Lineage: Eukaryota; Metazoa; Chordata; Mammalia; Carnivora; Otariidae
Gene: TMEM18
Product: transmembrane protein 18
Exons: 5
Coding region: 778-1326 (182 amino acids)
Cellular component (GO): nuclear membrane
Source: RefSeq, a predicted model, not a curated record
CCGUCCCCCGGGAGCGCGGUCACUGCCCCCUCCGUCCCCCGGGAGCGCGGUCACUUGUCCCCCUCCGUCCGCCGGGAGCGCGGUCACUUGUCCCCCUCCGUCCGCCGGGAGCGCGGUCACUGCCCCCUCCGUCCGCCGGGAGCGCGGUCACUUGUCCCCCUCCGUCCGCCGGGAGCGCGGUCACUUGUCCCCCUCCGUCCGCCGGGAGCGCGGUCACUGCCCCCUCCGUCCCCCGGGAGCGCGGUGACUUGUCCCCCUCCGUCCCCCGGGAGCGCGGUCACUUGUCCCCCUCCGUCCGCCGGGAGCGCGGUCACUUGUCCCCCUCCGUCCGCCGGGAGCGCGGUCACUGCCCCCUCCGUCCGCCGGGAGCGCGGUGACUUGUCCCCCUCCGUCCCCCGGGAGCGCGGUCACUUGUCCCCCUCCGUCCGCCGGGAGCGCGGUCACUGCCCCCUCCGUCCGCCGGGAGCGCGGUGACUUGUCCCCCUCCGUCCGCCGGGAGCGCGGUCACUGCCCCCUCCGUCCCCCGGGAGCGCGGUGACUUGUCCCCCUCGGGCAUCCGGGGUUGGCGUCGGGAGCAGGCAGGGACGCCCAACCGCCCCUGGUCCUCCAGAGCGCCACCCCGUUAGGGUAGAACUACAGACACUCUCACCCUCCCCCCUCCCCCGGCCAGGAUGGGAAAACAAUCCGAAACCUACUUUCAGUUUCAUUAUUAGCCGUAUUUUUUAAAAUACCACGAGAUGCGGACCUGAUACCGGGCCCACAGGGAGAUAUCGCGAGAUGUCUGGGACCAGGCGGGUUUCGCGACAAGUGGAAAUCCCGCGAGAGGGGACGCCGGAGGCGUUCCCUGUGUUAUCCAACCGGGGCGGGGCUGGCAAGACGGUGGUGGUGAGGGUGGGUCUUCCGGGGACGAUGCCGUCCGCCUUCUCAGUCAGCUCAUUCCCUGUCAGCAUUCCUGCCGUGAUCACGCAGACAGACUGGACCGAGCCGUGGCUCAUAGGGCUGGCUGUCUUCCACAUUCUGUGCCUGCUGCUCACAUGUCUCUCAUCCCAGAGGUAUAAACUACAGGUCGGACAUUUCCUGUGCUUAGUAAUUUUAGUGUAUUGUGCUGAAUAUAUCAACGAAGUAGCAGCAAUGAACUGGAGGUUAUUUUCAAAAUACCAGUAUUUCGAUUCACGGGGGAUGUUCAUUUCCAUAGUGUUCUCGGCACCACUGCUGCUCAACGCCAUGAUCAUUGUGAUUAUAUGGGUCCGAAAGACUUUGGAUGUGAUGGCUGACCUGAAGACCCUACAGGAGAAGAGAAGAGAAAGGAAAAGGAAGGAAGAGUGAAGCCGGAACAGUUGUGGUGGUUUUCUUGGUGGAAUUCAGGUUUCCUCCGCGUCGUUGUUUGUGGGCUUCCUUGUUAGCGCCCACUCAUGUCUGUACAGAGGAUUUGCACCAUAGAGCACACUUUACAAUUGCUCUUCAAAAUAAAUGCUACUGUCCGUGUGAAUGUUUGUUAAGCCUGGAUCUGUGUAGGAUGUUUAGUGUCUUCCUGGUGAAAGUGUAUAAAUCGGUGGUGUCUGUGCAGAGUUCUCCCUAAUUUGCUGAGUUGUUCAUGUCAUCUGUGUGGUUACUGGUAAUUAGAAAGCGUUCAAGCAAUGUGAAAACUUGGAACCAAGUGAUAAACAAUGCUGUCCAUGCGUAGGUACCAUCACCCCCUACACUCUACUUUCAGGGCCGUGGCCACCGGUGGCCUUCCAUGUGGCAUGUGGCCAAGUCGGUGACGUUCUGGGUUGCCUCUGGAGGGCUGCAGCCCAGGGAUGCUGCUGGGCUUCCUGCAGUGACUAGGGCAGCACCUGCGCUAGGGACGAUGUGACCCAGAACCUUAGCAGUGCCGAGGUUGAGAAGGCCUGGGCCAGAGCCGCCUUACAUGAGACCCCGGGAGCAAGGUCCUGAGAAGACACGCACUUGUGAGCACAGGAAGCCAAGACCCAGGAGGAACACCACCCAAUCGGACCUCAGACAGGAAGCUUGCAGCUCCUUUGGGUUCUCACAGUAGUUACAAGUGUUACAGUACGAAGGCCUUGAAGUCCGGAUUCCAUGGAAAGUACGUGAGUGAGCCCGUUGAGCGAGUUUUUCAGGAUGUAAGAUUACAAAUAGAAAUAGUUGCAACUAAUAGAUUUUUAUAACAAGUAGCAAGAUUAUAUUCCUUCCUAAAUUUCACUUUUUUAAAAAUAGGGUGCUCAGGAACAUGUUAUGAAUUUUAUUAGAACAGGUCUGCUCUCACUUUGUAGUGUCCACUUUCCAGGCUGCUGUCCCAUGCUCCUGGUUCUGUCCAGUGUGGACCUAGCUGGAGGACCACAGGUGAAUAGAGACCCAGGUGUUUAAAAGUGCAGUGUUCAAUAAAGGGAAUGCUGCUGGCUCUCGAUGUGGGCUUGAAAAAAAAUAGUUUGUGAGGAGUUGUCUGAAUUUUAAGAUUGUUAUUUCCAAGUGAAACAUAUUCUUCAAAUUUCAAAAAAAAAUGUCCUUAUGAAAGCAUUUACAUUUAGCAGCUUAAGAGGUGACACUUCGAAAGAUUCUGAAAUUCAAUCUUGAAAUACGGAUAUAUAAUGUUUCCAUGGACAAUCGUGGACUUUUAGUAGAGAAAUGAUUUCCUGAAUUCUGACAGUUUUACAAGUGAGUUGAUAGAAUCUUCUAGAUAGGUCCAGUGUUUUUACCCUGAUGUGUUUUCCAGUUCCUUCUUGAUACAUUAUCUUCUCUAUUGAACAUAAGAAAUGACUUCAAAGUAGCAUUCUGUGUUCUGUCCGAUCUUCAAUCUGUUGUGCCUGCAGCCUGUGUCUGGAAGCCCCCCGUCAGGUGUGGACUGGUGCCGUGGCUCCCGAAGAGCUCCCACGUCAUGGCCCCAGGCCCAGGGGAGGAACCAUGUGAGCACACGCGAGGCAGAGGGCAGGUGCAGGAUGAGCUUGUUGCCCUGGCCUGUGGCGGGAGGGUCCGUGGUGGACGUAAGGAGGCCAUGUUACUUUGCACUAUCCGUCAUUAUUUGGACGGUCACAGUACAGAGCCGUCUGAAUUUCCUAGUGUAAUAGCAUCCUUCACUUGGCCUAUACACUGUGGAAAUGUGACAGGGCCUUUUUGUCUUCCACUUGCAUGUGCAUAAUUUUGAGGGGGGCAGUUGUACUUUGUUUUCACACACACAGAAACAGCUUAUUUUUUACCCGUCUCGUAAGUUCAUAUUCAGUGGCUUGAAUUGCAGCGUGAACAAGUGUCUUUCACGCUAAGGAAGAUUUCGAACCAAACUGGUCGGCAAAGAGUUGAGCAGCGAGAAGCAUAUGGUGACUGGAUCCACGUUGAGGAGGGUGGGGGUGUGCAGGGAAAGGUCCAGAGGGUGUCUCCCCUGCUGUCCAAGUGAAGCAGACGUUUAACUAUUUACAGAAAGAUAAGAGAUUUACGAUUAAAAAUACACUGUAGUAGUCCAAAUCUGUGACACCUUCAAUUUCUUGAUUGCUGUGAAAUAAAAUAUGUAUUCUCAUUUUUGCCCAAAA